Messenger RNA from Corticium candelabrum, 1578 nucleotides. Its product is annotated as WD repeat domain phosphoinositide-interacting protein 2-like. Bases 57 to 1352 code for a protein of 431 amino acids. The record is from RefSeq and is a predicted model, not a curated record. Lineage: Eukaryota; Metazoa; Porifera; Homoscleromorpha; Homosclerophorida; Plakinidae. Gene Ontology annotation, biological process: nucleophagy; protein lipidation; autophagy of mitochondrion. Gene Ontology annotation, molecular function: phosphatidylinositol-3,5-bisphosphate binding; phosphatidylinositol-3-phosphate binding; protein binding. Gene Ontology annotation, cellular component: phagophore assembly site membrane; extrinsic component of membrane; cytosol. The transcript is spliced from 15 exons.
GCACGCUAGCCAAACAGAAGCGUCAUAAAUUCUGAUGGUUCAACGAAAGUGAGACGAUGAUGAACCUAACUUGGCAAGGCGCUGAACCGGUUGGCGACCUCCUUGGCGUCACUUUUAAUCAAGACUGCUCUUCGAUAGCUGUCGGAACUCGCUCAGGAUACAAGCUCUAUCAGUUUUCAUCCGACGAACGCCUAGCCAAAAUCCACGAAAUGAUGGGAGAAGAUGCUUGCAUUGUAGCGCGCUUGUUUCAAAGCAGUCUGGUUGCCGUGGUGGGGCAGAAGGAGCCGAGAAAGCUGAGAGUUUAUCAUUUCAAGAAAGCAACGGAAAUAUGCAAUUACAGUUAUGCGAAGGAUGUGCUGAAUGUGAAGUUGAAUAGACAGCGGUUGAUCGUCAUUGUGGAAGACACUUUGGUCAUUCAUGGAAUAAAGGACAUGAAGGUCAUUCAUACCAUUCGCGAUACACCUCUCAAUCCAUCAGGUGUGUGUGCAUUCUCUUCAAGUUCUGAGAACAACUACUUAGCAUAUCCCGGAAGCACUCAAGUCGGAGAGGUUCAAAUAUAUGAUGCUUACCACUUGAAAUCUGUUGCAAUGUUCUCAGCACACGACGGUCCAUUGGCAGCCCUUAGUUUUACUGAUGACGGCAUAAAAUUGGGAACAGCAUCAGUAAAGGGUACUGUGAUUCGAGUUUUUAAAUCCGAUGACGGCACAAAACUUUUUGAAUUCCGGAGAGGUGUCAAGAGAUACGUCGAGAUCAGUUGCCUCGCGUUUAGUCCUGACGGCAAGUAUCUGUGUGCAUCAAGCAAUACAGAGACCGUCCACAUCUUCAAACUGGAAGUACAGAAGGAGAAGCCCGAGGAAGAAUCACAAAGCUGGAUGGGUUACUUUAGUAAGGCACUCGCCGCUCCUGCCAGCUAUUUACCCAGCCAGGUGACCGACGUAUUCAGUCAGGGACGUUCGUUUGCGAUGGCUCGUCUGGAGAAGCCGGGGCAGAAGAACAUCUGUGCUAUCACCGUGAUGCAACAGAUGUCUCGUCUAGUCGUCGUGACUGCCGACGCAAACGUCCGGAUAUACAACAUCAAUCCGGCCGAGGGUGGCGACUGCAAGCUCGUCAAACAAUACAAUCUUCUAACGAUCGACGAGGACGGGAUGGAUUCAUCAGCUGUGGAAAGUCAGGCGUCCGGUCUGGCAGCAAUAGCACAUCCAAAAUCAAGAGUGUUUGAGGAAUCUCGAGAGUCAGAACCAGUCGGCAAGUCUAAGUCGGCUGUUCUGGAGAAAGAGGAUGUUCGACCGCAGGAAGAUGGCGAUACAGAUGACGAUCGGCCGCCGGAUCAGUUCAAGUCAGGUGAACAGUGAAGGCUAAGUUUCUCGACGUGGAGACUUAGUGCAUGGAUUUGUACAGCACAUAGAAUGCAUACGGUUACUGUAUCUUCUUCCAUUUGCAAUCAUGUGAAUACCACGUUUUGUGAUAGUGUGAAUACCAACUGCAGGGAAUUAGGAAUGACAAACAUGUAGUGUGGGGUGUGAGGUUUGUAUGACUGAUAACUGUUAUAGAUGUGAUCGACGAGGAGGUAACAUUUCU